Messenger RNA from Punctularia strigosozonata HHB-11173 SS5, 585 nucleotides. RefSeq lists its product as uncharacterized. The transcript has a single exon. The annotation marks the transcript as partial. The record is from RefSeq and is a predicted model, not a curated record. Lineage: Eukaryota; Fungi; Basidiomycota; Agaricomycetes; Corticiales; Punctulariaceae.
CUGAGAGGGUUCCGGAUCCCAGGGAAGGCGGAAGCCAUCAUCGUGGCACUGUUUGCCGACAACACGACUGUGUACCUGUCCGCAGAGGACAAGUACAGUGACCUCCUUGACAUCCUAGACGGGUGGUGCAGGGCAUCACGAGCAAAGUUCAACAAAGGUAAAACGGAGAUCAUACCGAUAGGCACCGGAGAGUUCCGAGAGAGGGUAUGGCAGACGAGAAAGAUGGACGCGAGCACGGUGGAAAUGAUCCCGCAGGAUGUGCGAAUAUUAAAAGAUGGAGAGGCGGCCAAGCUGCUUGGGACAUGGAUCGGGAACGGGAUAGACGAAGCGGGAGUAUGGUCGGACACGGCGGACAAGGUGAAACGGAACCUAGACAGAUGGAAUGCAGCGAAGCCGACACUACAAGGGAAAGCCCUGGUCGUGCAGAUGGUGGUCGGAGGACUCACCCAGUACAAGACGAGGGUACAGGGAAUGCCAAACUCGAUACUGGAAGACCUGAACAAGAUGAUAUGCAACUUUAUAUGGGGAGAAGGCCGAGCCUCCCUGAUAGUGAUGGCCGAGCUCCAGCGACCCAAGGAGGAAGGA